UUUAUUAAAUUAUUAUAUUUCUAUAUUAAUUAGGUUUGUGUAGAGUCGAAUCAUCGUGAUACUGAUAAAAGGAUAAAGGUUCUUUAAAAUGGCACAUACAACAACUGGGACUAACAACUUGAAAAUUUUUAACACUUUGUCAUUUGAAGCAAAAGAAGAACUUGAGGAGAAAUUGGAAAAAAGUUUGAACCUCAUUCAAAAUCUGCUUGAAAAUAUAAGUUCUGAACGAGAAGCAAAUGAUAUACUCACUAAGCAUGUUUCGAUUGGCAACACAGAGCAUGAAAGUGUGUGCAUCGGCUUGUUAUGUAAAAUACUUUCAGAUCGACAAACUGCAUCAAAGACCUUCCAAAACUUAAUGAUGGUGAACCGGGACAGUUUAAAUUGUGUUCUUUUGCACAUGAACAUCAUUAUUAUAGAAAAAUUUCGCAAACUGACUGAUGCUGCACGUAUGCAGGUAUUAUGGAUUGUGAAUGAACUUGUGCGUACCUCUGCUAAUGGAAGCGAGAACCUCUGCAUUGCUUUGAUGAAACAAAUUGUUGGUGGUGGGACUUCAGCAAAGAAUGUUUGGAUGUGUGAGAAUGUGCUUGACAUGUUAAUUAACAAUCAAGCUUGGGUGGAAAAGUCAAUUUCUCUUCUUCAAAUAACUGUUUACACUUAUCUAAGAUUGCUUCAGGAUCAUUUCCAUUCAAACUUCACAUCAUUAAGACAGAAAGAAGCAAAUUUUGUUGUUACUUUAAUGAGAGAAAAGUGGAUGGAGUGUUGUUGCAUCGGAAGGGAUCUUAUUCGAUUAAUGUCAGCAGUUGCGAGAAUACCAGAGAUUGAACGAUUAUGGUCUGAUGUUCUUUAUAAACCAGAGACCUUAUCACCAUCCUUCACUGGCGUCUUAAGUUUGCUGCAAACUCGAACUUCACGUAAAUUUCUCACAUGUCGAGUUACACCAGAUAUGGAAAAUAAACUUAACUUUAUUCUUCUCAAGGUAAGGUUUGGAAACCACAAACGCUACCAGGAUUGGUUCCAACGUCAAUAUCUUGCAACACCCGAUAGUCAAACCUUACGUAGCGACCUUAUACGAUACAUAUGUGGAUGUAUUUAUCCAUCAAAUGAAAUUUUGUCUUCUGAUAUUAUACCAAGAUGGGCUGUGAUUGGUUGGUUACUAUCAACAUGCACGUCACGCAUCGCAACCUCAUAUAGCAACCUCGCUCUUUUUUGGGAUUGGCUUUUCUAUUCCCCGGAUAAAAACAGCAUCAUGGAUAUUGAACCAGGAGUCCUGGUGAUGCAUCAGAGCAUCCGAAGUCAUCCAGCCAUCACCACAAGUUUGUUGGACUUUUUAUGUCGAACGAUGGUUGAGUUUCAUCCUCCUAUUAAUGCUCAGAUAAAACAAGGAGUUCACUUGGCAUUGAGGACAAUACUUGAAAAACGUGUCGUCCAAUCCUUGUCACCUAUUCUUGACAACCCCAAGCUUGAUAAUGAGCUUCGUGGACUUAUUCGUGCCAAUCUUAGUGAAUUUUGUUCUCUUCCAAUUGCUGAUGGCAAACCACCUUUAACCCCAACCAUACCAUUGGAGGCCUCAGAAACUUCUUUGUUACCAGGAAAACGAAGCGAUGACAUCAUAGAAGAGGAACCAAUGGUCAUUGACGAUGCAGAUGAUUCUGACAACGAAACUUUGGAAAGGAAGUCCGGUAACAAUGAUGUUGAUGUCAGUCACGACUCGAAUGCGAUCUUCAGUGACGAUGAAGAGGAUUAUGGAAAAAAAGGCACAGAUUUAAAUAUAUGGCGGGAAUCCCCUACACCAGAACCGCGAGAUAUUAACUCGGACAUGGAGAGAUUGGAUGACACACUUCGCGAUCUAAUUGGUCAGUUACAACGAGCAGAUUUAACAGAUCUUGAUGAAAGAUGUGAAAGAAUGCAAGAUAUAAUUGAUCAUGUCUUAUCUAUGGAUGAAUUCGACAACGAAGUAUCAACACCCCUCUCAUCUUGUUUAACUCAACUACUUUCUGAUCAUUUUUGUAAAUCAAUCAUCACGCUUGCUUCAUGCGACAUCACCGAUGAAUAUUUAGAGAGAUGUGUGGAGAAACCACUUUAUGUGAUUUUCCGUAACUUAUGUCAGAGUAAAAAAGACGAAGAUUCGUUUGGUGUCCUCCUCUCUCUUCUUUCAGAGAUGUACAGCAUCCAAUCUCGUUUGGGAUAUCAUCUUCUUUUCUUUUUGGCUGUCAAAAACCAAACAUUAAAUGAAGACAACAUGUUUAUAUACGAAUCCUUCGCACAAAAUACACAACUUGGUGACGUAUACAACUGUCUUAUGAUGGAUCUUAAGCAUUGUCAGGAAGAUAACAGCACCAUGCUCGUGUUUCUUGUACCCCAUGUUUAUAAAGAGUUUCCUGAACAUUGCAUUGGAAACAGUGAGUUGCUGAACAUAAUAGUUGCGGUGCUUGACCCACAACAACUAGAAGAACUCCAAUGUUUAAUUAUGAUGGGAAGUCUAUGUAUGAUGAAAAAAGAUGGGAUACUCAAUGUAUUAGUUUCAAGUCUGGAAUGGGAAAGUUUUGAGCAGUAUUGUGUGUGGCAAUUAUUCGCAGUGCACGACUUACAACCUGAUUUAGCUCUACCACUUCUACAAAAAUUAAAUUCAAAAAAUCACCCAGAAGCUCUUUCCAUGCUGUUGCUUGCAUUUCGUCAUCAAAGACCGACGCAAGAAAUGGUUAAGCACGUGAUUUCACGUCAGUUUGGUGAUGGUGACCGCUUCGCUACGUCAUUACUACGUCACUGGGCAAUAGGACACAUGAAGGAACUUGCCGAACAUCUCACUGUGUUGCUAAGUAAGAGUAAACCGAGGAACACACCACCACGAAAGGGGUUGCGGCAAAGCGUUAGAUCUUCACACAAUCUGCUUCCACCAUCUCAACCAACGAUAGCUCACAUGCUGAAUCACGUGGACAAUCUGCGAAAAUCUGGUUUGCCAAAAAGUUGCAACCUGUUUUCGCAAGAUUCGAUAAUUGCUUGCUUGGUCCAUGUACAACAGCAUUGUGACGACACAAGCAAGACACGCUUUAGUGAUUUGUUCGCUUUAGCUGACGAUUCUGAAGACGAAGUUCUGUUACGAGAUAUUCGGAACACACGUAAACGAAAUAAGUCAACUUCUGUUCAUCGCUCAAAUUCGCAAUCGCGUUCCAGAGUUACUUCACACACUGGUAAAAAAGGAUCCGAAGAAAGCGAGUCCGACAGCUUGUCGGAUGAUGACGACUUUAAAAAGAAGCGAAAGCGAGUCAAAUCAACCAACAGAACACAUGAGUCGUCAGAUAGUGAUUAAUGUAUCUUUACCUGAUGCCUGAUGGCCUCAAAAUUAUGUUGUGUUAAAUAAAAACAAUCAGUUGUCUAAAGAAAGCUGACACGCUUGGCAAUUUCUGCCUAAAUGAUGACGUUUGUCUUGAAGUAAAGAUAUUUUCAAUGGGUUGACUUGUGAAGAAUAAUAUUUACUAAUCCAACCGUGAAAUAAACAUUACGUUAGAAAAACCUCA
This is a messenger RNA of Ciona intestinalis (vase tunicate), 3515 nucleotides long. The record is from RefSeq and is a predicted model, not a curated record. NCBI's taxonomy places the organism in Eukaryota, Metazoa, Chordata, Ascidiacea, Phlebobranchia, Cionidae.